Messenger RNA from Mytilus trossulus (common blue mussel), 534 nucleotides. RefSeq lists its product as uncharacterized. The coding region runs from base 55 to 534 and encodes 159 amino acids. The transcript is spliced from 4 exons. NCBI's taxonomy places the organism in Eukaryota, Metazoa, Mollusca, Bivalvia, Mytilida, Mytilidae. The record is from RefSeq and is a predicted model, not a curated record.
AUUUCUCAUUACUUUUAUUUUCACUGACUAAGGAAUAUCAAGAAAGAAAAGAUAAUGAUCACCAAUGCUCCUAUUAUUGCAAAUCAAACACAACCGGUGCAAACAGAUUUCCAAAUGUCACGAAUAAGAGCACUCCGGAUCCUUGGUGGAGCACAGAUAAGUCUAGGUGUUAUAUGUGUUAUCCUUGGUGUUGUUGGAGUUAUUCUUAGUAACACAGAAAAAGACAAACGUUGUCAAAGUAAUAACAGCGGCUAUGACAUGUAUGAUUAUGUGUAUUAUUCUUACUAUCGUUGCAGUGAUGCAACCGGUAUCGUUAUACUGUAUUCGAUUUGCAUGGCUUGUUCAGGAUGGUUUAUACUGACAGGUUGUUUGCCGUUAUGUAUGACAGAAAAACGCCAAUCAAGCUGGAAAUGUUUAACCGUAGCUUUUCUGGUUUGUAAUAUACUAUCAACGGUUCUGUUUUCUUCUACUGUGUUUAUUUUAGCAAUUAUCGGGGCGCUUAUUGUAUCUGUAAGUAUUAUCAACGAAAUUUAG